AUGUGCAGCGGUGUGCGGGGAAGCAGGGAGGAGAAGAGAGGAGGGAGGCCAUGGGGGUGGCAUUCAAAGAACGGGGGAGGAGGAGGAGCAGGAGUGUGGGGUGGACCUCGAGUUCUCUGGGUUCGGGGAGCAUGCCAGAGUGCUCGGGGUGGAGCUGGACGUGGGGCUCGGUGCUACCAUCCCGUCGGAGACGCUGCGAGUCUUCGGCUUGGACGAGGGUGUAGAGUUCAACUACCGCGUCUACCAGCAGCGGCGGAUACGGAAGAAGCCCACCGGCGGCGAGACUCGGUCGCCUUCCGUCUCGAGGCGUGCGGGGUCGGCCCCAGCAGCGUCAUGGGAAGAGGGGCCUCGGUGUUCGUCGUCGAACCGGGAGGCGUUUUGAGCGUCGCGGCGACGCCGGCGCCGUUGCCGGGGCGGGGGAGUAGCCUCCGGCACAUGUUCGGCGUCCUGCCGACAUACCUGGGGGGAAGGAGGUUGUCGGGGAGGGGCCGGGCGCAGCGGUGGUGGCAGCCGCGAUCGCUCGGAGCGGCAGCGGCGGGGGACCGGGGGGUGGGCAGCAGACGGGCAGAAGCUGCGGAGAGAGCGUUGGAGCCGGCGGCGUCGGCUGCGCUGUCGUACACGGACGGGGGCGUCGACACCUCCGCCGCCGCCGCCGCCGCCGAAGCAAACGCCGACGAGUUGGGCGGCAUGGCGUCGCUGGCGGCGGUGGCGGCAUCGCGGGCGGCGGCGAGGAGGCGGAAGCUGCAGCUCGAGGACUGCAGCGCGGACUGCCUCACGUCCGACACCGAGCGGUGCCAGAACAACGAGAUGUGCGAGACGGGGGGGAUCGGGUGCAACGCGCAGGACGACCCGCUGUGCCAGUUCUGCGACCUGGGGGCCCCGUACGUCGAGUGCGACGAGGAGCGCCCCACGGAGGCGCCGGCCCCGUCCCCGGCGCCCACGCUGGACCCCGACUACGUCGAGUGCUCCUCCCGGUGCCUGGAGUCGGAGGACUUCCCCUGCUUCGACGACCCCUCUUGCCCGCGCGACGGCAACGGGAUCGGGUGCAACGCCUCCGGCGACUUCUACUGCCGGUUCUGCGGGUUCCUUGAAGAGUUCGUGGACUGCCCGGUCGUCACACCCGGCGAAACUUCGGUGAGAAGGGCGCGCUCGCUACUCACGUUCUCCUCGAGGGACGAGGAGGGGUUCCGGUUAGGUCGACGGCGGCGGCGGCGGCGGCUAGCGGAGUUCGAAGACGUGCAGUUUGAGGUCCCCACCCCGACCGCGGGCGCGGUCGAGUCGGAGGCAGCACCCCUCACGGGGUCGAAGCAGGCGGCGGACCUGUUCAACAAGGCUGCCGACCAGACGUCCCUGACAGGAGUCGCAAGCGCUCUUGGCAUCGACGUGGCGGACCUGAACUUCGGAGACCUGGCGUACUUCGAGGGGGGUGAAUUCACCUUCUCCAGCGACUUCGACCAAGCUGAAGACGAGGGGGCGAGCACCUGGGCGACGGUGCUCGUGGCGUUCAUCCUGGUCACGGCGAUGCUCCUCUGCUCCUGCUGCUCGUGCUUGGUGGCCAAACACGCCACCGAGAAGGGGAUGGACGGCCGGAGGAGACGGGCGGCCGCCGCCGCCGCCGCCCGUUGCCCGCCCCGCAAGUCGGCGGUGAUGCAAGAGAGGCUGUCCACGAUCGAGGAAGAGCAGGGGCUCCACGUCGGAAAGAGCGAGAUGACGGCCUCCCACAGCAUGGGCCCGAGCCCGCACCACGCCCUCGUCCGCUCCACCUCCCAAGAAGCCGCCGCCGUCACCAGGCCCUCUUCCUCCGGCAAGCCUAAGAGCGUCCACCGCACCCACUCCAUUGGCAGCGAGACAAGCAGCGCGGUGUCCGAGAAGUUCGUGUACACCAACCCGAUGCACAAGCACGAGAAGAAGCUGUCGCCACCCAACGAGUACGGCGACGACCUCGCAAAGCACUACGAGGGCGAGGUGGGGGACAUGUCGGACAUCUCGUCGGAGCUCCCUCACAAGACGGACAACCCCCUCUUCUCGAGCAAUUCGAACCGCGACGGCGGUGGUUCUUCUUCGCCGACUUCCGUCGCCGAGGCGGCCCGCGCUCGCGGCAGCAGGAGCAUGAGCGGCAGCGGAAGCGGCAGCCGCAGCCGCAGCCGCAGCGGCCACCUGACGGAAAGUGACGCCACAGUUGAGGUUGACUCCUACGGCGCGAGCAUGAGCGACGCUGCGUCAACGUCGCUGGCCUCUUCACAGUCAAACACGAGCGAGUCGCCGCUGAUCGACCAGGCGUACUCGUCCAGCUUCGACUCCGACGUCGACCACCACGGGGGCGGAGAGGUCGCCGCCGAAGGCUCGUCGCUGGUUGGCGGCAGGAACCCGCGCGGCAGCGGCGGCGUGCUCAGCGUCACCUCGGAAACCUCGUCCAGGAUGCCGUUCGGCCUGUCGCCGGUGGCCGAGAGGACCGACAGCAGGGGCGAGUCGCCGGGCCUGACCACGAACAGCAGCAGCACGACGGGCGGGGCGAGCACCGUCUACCUCGCCCGCGCCGGCGCCGACGGGCCCAGAGGCGUGCCGUGGUCCUACAGCGGCCCUGACGGCGGCGGGAGUUACUCGAUGGCAAGCGCCGACGCCGCCGGCGCCGCCGGCGCGGAGGACGAUGACGCCGAGAGCGUGUUCAGGCCGCCGUCACCCGGGUCGGUGUCGAGGCCGCUGCAGCCGCUGCUGGCGCAGCAGUCGCCCAUGUCCUGCGUGUCGGGCUUCACCUCCAAGUCCAACUCGUUCGCCAUGUCGUCCCGCUCGAGCUCAAUGGCGAGCUCCUUCGCCAGCCCCAAGGCCGGCGGCGGCGCGGCCGCCGCCUCGCGGCUGCCGCCGGUGGGCCUGCGCAAGGGCAUCUCGAACGAGAGCCUCAAGGCCAUCAAGAUCGCCUCCGGUGGCGGCGACGCCGAACGCGAGGCCGUCCGGGAGGCCGUCCGCAGGCAGCGGCGGAAGGUGGCGCGGUCGCUGUCCCAGGAGGACCGCAGGACCGAGGCCAGCAGCGAGGGAACAGCGGCAACGGGCGAGGACGAGCUCGGAAGCCUCGGCAUGGAGAAGAUCCCCAGGAGUUCGGUGUCCUCGCUAAGCCCAUUGGCGCGGCAGCACAAUGAGUGGCGGGCGCGGUACGGGUCUUCCCAGUCGGAGCUCAAGUUUGCCGAAGGAGGGGGAGGCGGCGGCGGUGGCGGCAGCUUGGCUGCGUCGUCGCGGAUGGCCAGCGGCACGAGCGAUGCGCGGCUGACCAGCGCCAGCACCUUGUCGAGCUUCAACGGGGAGAGCAUCGUUAGCGCCAUGCCGUCAGAAGAUGCCCGCGCUCGAAGCUCAGGAGCAACCAGGGCCUCCCCGGACCCCGCGAGUGCGGCCGGCGGCGGAAGCGUUUUCGGGCAGAGUGACAACGGCUCGGACGCCUCCGCCGAUGCCGCCGCCGGCCACGGCGAUGCCAGCAUCUCCAAGGGUCUCGCGAGUGCCCUGGACCGUCGCGUCAAGUCCGCGGCCGUCGCGCCUAGCCCGACGCACUCGAGGUCCGGCCGCGCGGGGACGGGGGCCACCAAGAGCGAGAGCACGGUCGACGAGGACGGGGACGAGUUCUACGACGCCACGUCUACUGCCGAUGGCGCCGAGGGCGGCGGCGGCGGCGGCGGCGGCGGCGGCGGCGGCUACAGCGUCGAGUCGCACCACGCGUACGUGUCCAGCGGUGGCGGCAGCGGCGGCGGCGGCAGCAGCAGCGGGGCCUCCUCGGCAAGGGCCGCCUCGGCGGCCGCCGCGGCCGUCGCCGCCGCGGGAGUGCUGGACGACACCCGGGGGCUCGACCAGGCGUCGAUCGUGGCGGCAGAGGAAUGCCGGGACCGCGCGAUCGAGGCGGGGACGGCGGCGGCGGGGGCGGCGGUAGCGUCCGGGGAGGUGACCACGGAGGCACAGCUGAUGGCGGCGGGCGCGGUGGCAGCGGCAAAGGCCACCAAGGGGCGCGCGGUGCCCGACGACGUGCGCCGGAAGGCCAUCCAGGCGGGAGCGGCGGCGGCCGCGGCCGCGGCCGUGGCGGACGUGGGGCCGCCCGGCGGCGGUGGCGUCAGCAACCGCUGGAGCACGGGCACCAGCGCGGUGGAGCUCAAGUCCGCCCUCAAGAAGGAAAGCUCGUUCCGGAGCACGGCGGAGAAGCCGCGAAGCGUGUCGUUCGCGUACGACAGCGACGGCGACGACGACGACGACUACGACAGCGACGGCGACGGCAGUAGCAGAAUGGGAGGGCUUCGACAGCACCUCGCCGACCCGAGCAGGCCGUCGGGGUCCUACCGGCGCCAGGAGUCGGACUCCUCCAGCCUGUCGGGGGAGUCUCUCUCCCCGUCGUACCAAGGCUCUUCGGCAACAGGCGGCGGGGAUAGCGUCUCCCAGGCCAGCUUCGACACCGACAGCACCUUCAGCGCCGUCAGCGUGUCGAGCUACGCCACCGCCACGACGACAAGCACCGCCUACGGCGGCGGCAGGGCCGGCGGCGGCAGGGGCGGGGACGAUGCCUACAGCCAGCGGAGCAGCAGCUACAGCUUCCGGAACGACACCAGCGGGUCUUGCAGCGAGUCCGACACGGACUGGCCGCCCUCCCGCCAGCGCGGCGCCGGGCCACUUAGCGCGACGAUCGUCGCCGAGCGGAAAGGGGAGGAGGAGGCCACCGGGGCGCGGGCGGCGACGGCGACGGCGGGGAGACGCGGCGGCGGCGGCGGCCGUGUCUUGGAGGUUAGUGCGGAGGCGGCGGCGGCAGCCGCUGCCGCGAUCACUCCGAGAGAGCUCGGGGCGACGACAGCCGACCCCGCGGCGGCGGCAGCCGGCGCCAAGAAGGAUUCGACGGUGUCGGCCUACAAGAAGAUGUUUGCGGCGGGCGGCAGCGGCGGCGGCGGCAGCAGCCGGUCCUCGAGCGGGGAGAGCAAGCGGCGGAUGGUGAUGCGCUGA
Ectocarpus siliculosus is the source of this 4962-nucleotide messenger RNA. Lineage: Eukaryota; Phaeophyceae; Ectocarpales; Ectocarpaceae. The record is from the annotation of a GenBank genome assembly.